Molecule: messenger RNA, 1276 nt
Organism: Propithecus coquereli (Coquerel's sifaka)
Lineage: Eukaryota; Metazoa; Chordata; Mammalia; Primates; Indriidae
Gene: YBX3
Product: Y box binding protein 3
Exons: 5
Coding region: 320-1276 (318 amino acids)
Biological process (GO): regulation of gene expression
Cellular component (GO): nucleus
Molecular function (GO): nucleic acid binding
Source: RefSeq, a predicted model, not a curated record
UAAUGAGUCGAGGCCCAACUCCAGCGCCAAGUUUCCCCACCCUCUUCCCUCGCCCGCCCUUCCCUCCCGGGCCGGCGCGCCGCCUAGAAAAACUUGUGCGGGGCCAUUUUUGGGGCAGUAAGAUCGAGCGAGGAGCCCACGAGCGAGCGCAGCGCCCGACAGCUCGAGCCGCCUCCGCCGCGCGACCCCACCUCGGCCGCCGCCCGCGCCGCGAGAUCCGCACCGGCCUCCGAGAGCGAGCCCGGCCGCCGCGCCCACCAGCCGCGCUAACCGCCGACCAACCGCCAGCAGGGUGCCGAGGGAGAGCAGAGGAGGCGGCAUGAGCGAGGCGGGCGAGGCCACCACCACCACCACCCUCCCGCAGGCUCCGGCGGAGGCGGCCGCCGCGGCCCCCCAGGACCCCGCGCCCAAGAGCCCGGUGGGCGGCGGCGCGCCCCAGGCCGCGGCGCCCGCGCCCGCCGCAGGAAACCCGGGUGGGGUCGCGGCCCCCGCAGCCACGGCCACCACGGCCCCCGCCUCUGCAGCCCCCGCCGGCAGCGAAGACGCGGAGAAAAAAGUUCUCGCCACCAAAGUCCUUGGCACUGUCAAAUGGUUCAACGUCAGAAAUGGAUAUGGAUUUAUAAAUCGGUAUCAGACUGCCAUCAAGAAGAAUAACCCACGGAAAUAUCUGCGCAGUGUAGGAGAUGGAGAAACUGUAGAGUUUGAUGUGGUUGAAGGAGAGAAGGGUGCAGAGGCAGCCAACGUGACUGGCCCAGAUGGAGUUCCCGUAGAAGGGAGUCGCUAUGCUGCUGAUCGGCGCCGUUACAGACGUGGGUACUAUGGCAGACGCCGUGGACCUCCCCGGAAUUACGCUGGGGAGGAGGAGGAGGAAGGGAGCGGCAGCAGUGAAGGAUUUGAGCCCCCUGCCACUGACCGGCAGUUCUCUGGGGCCCGGAAUCAGCUGCGCCGCCCUCAGUACCGCCCUCAGUACCGGCAGCGGCGGUUCCCGCCUUACCACGUGGGACAGACCUUUGACCGUCGCUCACGGGUCUUUCCCCAUCCGAACAGAAUGCAGGUAAAAUUGCACCUGGGACUUCUCUUCAGCAAUCCUCACCCUUCCAUCCUUCUCUGCCUCCUCUUCCUCCUCCUCCUCCAACACCAGCUGCCGGAACUAAAACCUUGCUUGUGGCUUCCCGGUGCUGCAAACGCUGAGGCAAGGCCUUCCGUCUGCUUUUGCAGAGCAGUCAUUCUAGUAACGUUUCUAAAAGCACAACCACACGAGCCAUGCCUAUUAUAG